AUGUAUGUAACAGUGAUGAUGAUCAUUGAAGUUGAAUCAAGUCUUCACAGAGUAGGCGGCGGAAAAUACAAUUGGAAUCCCGAUGUCAACUUCUCCGACUGGGCCAACCACCAACGCUUCUAUUCCGGCGACUGGCUCUUUUUUGGAUUCGAUCGGACAAAUCACAACAUCCUUCAAGUAAACAAGACUAGCUACGAAAAUUGCAUCGACAGUGAUUUCAUAUUCAACAUAACACGAGGAGGAAGAGAUGUAUUUCAACUUCUUGAACCAAAGCCUUACUACUUCAUUUGCGGUAAAGGUUACUGCCUCAAAGGCAUGAAGCUCGCCGUUAACGUCCUUCCUCAACCACCGCCUUCAGCUCCAGCCGUUCCCAUCACCCCCGCCUCUACCGCCACUACUAUCACAAUACUCUCAGCCGCUUUCACGGCCAUUCUCACGGCAUUCACUUUUAAAGCCUUCAUAUUUUGA
This is a messenger RNA of Microthlaspi erraticum, 468 nucleotides long. The record is from the annotation of a GenBank genome assembly. NCBI's taxonomy places the organism in Eukaryota, Viridiplantae, Streptophyta, Magnoliopsida, Brassicales, Brassicaceae.